AUGCUGCUUCUUGGAAUAGAACUGAAGUCGCCCUCUGCCUUUUUUGCUGGUGAUGUGCAGUUUUGGAAUGGCUUAUCACUGGUGACCGAAAUCGACCACAUGGCGAUCGCUCUCAUGAAACCAGAGAUGCAGAAGCUGUCCCCAGAGCCGAUACUGAUAAGCUCUCCUGUAAUGAUCAAGUGCAAUGCUGGCCACAUACCACUAGAGCACCGGGAUGUGGCUUCUCGGGGACCAGCUCUACGGCGAGAUUUUCAAGGCCAUAUCGGAGUUAUGGUGCAAGAUGAGUUUGAAUGUACACGACAAGUAACAACACCUUUUCGACUACAUCAUCUUACUACGAAUGGUUAA
This is a messenger RNA of Dicrocoelium dendriticum, 348 nucleotides long. The record is from the annotation of a GenBank genome assembly. Lineage: Eukaryota; Metazoa; Platyhelminthes; Trematoda; Plagiorchiida; Dicrocoeliidae.